Symsagittifera roscoffensis is the source of this 1667-nucleotide messenger RNA. RefSeq lists its product as uncharacterized. The coding region runs from base 547 to 1485 and encodes 312 amino acids. The transcript has 6 exons. NCBI's taxonomy places the organism in Eukaryota, Metazoa, Xenacoelomorpha, Acoela, Convolutidae. The record is from RefSeq and is a predicted model, not a curated record.
UGAUCAUAAAUGAACUGUUGAGCGUUUGAAUUAUACAUUCUUUUUUGAUUAGUUGUUGUUGCUUCAAAUUCGCUGGUAAUUUUCUGUUCUUGCCGUAUGUUGAAGUAUCAAAAAUUAGGUCUCUAAAACCUGGAUCAACCGCAUAAAAUUUUGAUACAGAGAAAUCUGUGGACGCUUUGCUUGGUAGAAAAUCAAAGUGUUUUGAGAGUUCUAACAAAAAAAACUGAAAUAUUGAAAAGUCGCGGCGAUUCUGUGUUUUUUUGCGCAAAAAGUGAUUUAUAUCAAACUUAUCUCAGACAUUUGAUUCGACUCAGACAAUCGAAUUAUUUACAUGGACAACAUCUGACUUGAGUUCUGUUCCUGUCAUUCCAUUCAACACGCUGUUCAUUACCAGGAACUCGAUUAUCAAACCAAAACUAAAAGGGGCGAUUUUGGCUCUUUGGUUGGAUUGUCAAACUCAUACAAGCGAUCUAGAACAAGGAUAACACAGAAGAAGGAUCAAAAGAAUAGUUUCAAAGAGCAGAAUAACAAUUGAUUGCCGCAGACAUGCACCUGUACACUGCUAUAGUGAUCUGCAUUGUGUUCGUCUGUCUAAUGAGCGUGGUGAUUGUGAAUGAGACCAUCUCUGUGAUCGAAGUCCUCUCCACUCUCGUGUCCUCAGUCGAGAUCCUCUCACUCUCCGGACCACAUAGAUACUCCAUGAUUGGACUGAGUGGGAUGUACCAGAAUGAGAGUUCAUUCAAUGUGAGUGACAUCUGCGACUGCAAAGUGGAGACAAGUAGAGACAGCACCAACUGCUCCCUCCUCACCCUCCUCCACCAGCCUCAGGGGGAGCAAGUGGCCGAUGACCCCUCCCUCCACAGAAUACUACUACUCACAGCUGGUCCUCGUGAUUGGCAGCAGCGGGAGUCGGUGGUGUUCGAGUGUCUCCACUCGUUCGUGCCCCUCAUUACCUACUUCGUCAUGCCCCAGGACUACCAGGCCAUACAGGACACUGUGCAGUCCAACAAUGAGAAUGUAUCCGACCAUCUGGACGAGAGCAUCUUCAACAGUCCCUCCCCCUGGAUCAAUUCCAACACCAUCAACCAGGUGUUGCUAUCCAGGGAAGACCACUACAACAAACACGAACUGGAAAAGAGCUACAUAAAGACCAUUGUGUCGCAGGCGUCACACGACCAAGAAGGCUUCACCCAGAUCACCUUCAGCUGGAGGGAGGGACAGGUGACGAAGAUAGACAAGUUCCACAAUGGGUCCUACUGGUCGCUCGCCACCCUCAUGUGCACUGUGCUUCUGGGGGUGGAGAGGUGUGUCGCUUUUGUGAACAGGGCCAAGAACCAGAGAAGACAGACCGCACCAACCCAGGUGAAGGUGGCGGAAGCCAAUAUGACCCCCUCACCCACCCCGGAUGCUUCCUUCAUCAAGGGGAGAGGGGGUGACGAUGCACGACUGGUGUGGAGUGGCGAGAUCAAGAAGAGUCUGAAAUAACCCCCUGCUCGCCUACCUUUUUGUUCACGCCCAAUUACCUGAAAUGCCUCCCCCUCUCAUGCAUGACUCAUCAUCCGAAACCGGGUGAAAAUGGACACUGAAAAAAUACAAAACAAUUAAGUGAAGAAACUAAACUCUUGUCUUUUUCUUGUGUUUAUAGCUAGAACAGUGAAACAAAAACA